AUGCCUCUCAUACCUGCCGCACAGGCACCCGCCACGGAGCUCAGCGACGAUGAGGGCCUUGAAUUGGCCGCCGGCACCGGCAGCAGCAGCAGCAGCAACCUCGACAACUCCCGUGUGCCGGCUAUGUAUCUGAGGCAUCACGGCGAUGAAAUUCACCAGGCGCUUGAUGUGCGAGUCAACCCAUCAACGUACUCAGAGGAGCGUGGUCAAGUGGAGGUCCUGAAAUUACCCAAUGUUGAGGCCGCCCUAGCAUGGUACCGAAAACAGUACACAGAUGUCCCGUUUGACGUCUUCAAUUGUUCAUGGGAUGACUUGUUCUGCCAAAUAGCCCGUGCCCAAGGUGACCACGACGCCCGCAACGGACGCAAGGGCAGUGUCAGUUGGUUCAAGUAUUUAUGGCGCAAGGCUGGAUCCAAGUCGGAUGCCAUCGAGCCCUGGCUGCAUCUGAUUCCGGACGAGUACGGCCUGUCUAUUGUGCGCGGCGCCAUCGGCAUCGUCUUUCACAUGGCCGAGAAAUCUCAUGAAAAAGAGCAAUCCAUCCUGGGGGGCUUCGAGACCAUCACCGAAACCAUCCACAAUGCCAUGAACAAGGGCGUCAGUUUCCAGCGCGAGCCCGAAAUGCAUGCCUGUUGCCAGGCACUGUACGACUGUCUGGUCGAAGGCAUUGCAGACCUGAUUUGGUCAUUGAAACCAGAGCCAAAAGGUAAGUUCAAGUUGGGCGUGCCUUGA
Sporothrix brasiliensis 5110 is the source of this 729-nucleotide messenger RNA. RefSeq lists its product as uncharacterized. Lineage: Eukaryota; Fungi; Ascomycota; Sordariomycetes; Ophiostomatales; Ophiostomataceae. The transcript has 2 exons. Bases 1 to 729 code for a protein of 242 amino acids. The record is from RefSeq and is a predicted model, not a curated record.